Molecule: messenger RNA, 1649 nt
Organism: Patiria miniata (bat star)
Lineage: Eukaryota; Metazoa; Echinodermata; Asteroidea; Valvatida; Asterinidae
Product: DNA damage-regulated autophagy modulator protein 2-like
Exons: 7
Coding region: 416-1207 (263 amino acids)
Source: RefSeq, a predicted model, not a curated record
UUUAUUGGUUCUGUAGCGGGAUAUUUUCAUUGACCACAAGGACAAACCAUUGCUUUAUGGAUAGACUACCAAUUGAUUAUCAACUGGGCCACUUGGUGGAGGCCCCUACGUACAUGUACCUGUAAUACCAUGGUGGUCAUUUGUCCUUUCUAUAUGCAUGGAGCUACAUGUACUCCAUGACAAUACACACAGAUAGGGGUUGCACAAUAUGAGCGAAUGAUGGACCUGAAAACUUUCUAGAAAUCUUGUGCCAGGUGUGACUCCACACUAAAGUUUGCCUCAUACGCAUUGCAAUCUCUCCGACGACAGUGCCUGCCCUGAACUUUUUUAUCGUCGCUACAAACCGAAAUAACUGGCAGUAUAAACGGUCGAGUUCGCUGUCCCAUAAUUGUUUUUAUGUGAUCUGGUGGCAAGCAUGAUUGUGAAGAUCUUGAGAGAGCUAGGCUACGGAUGGGUGCCAACUGCUGCUGGGGCAUCAAUACUGAUAGGCCUGGUCGUUCCGUACAUAAUCGCGGUUCGGUCCAACCACGUGUAUUAUUUGCUGCCAUGGGUAAGCGACACCGGUGCCCUACAGCCUGAGAGCUGCGUAUUCGGCCAAAUGCUGAAUGUUGGAAGUAUUCUAGUUGGAGCGACAAUGUACCUGCGCUACAGGCAAAUAGUCCAGCAGAGCAACGUUAUUUCAUCCAAGGUGUUAAAGUGGAACUCAUUGUCUGUCAUACCGGGCUCCCUGGCAGUCUUGGGCCUCAGCAUUUUGGCUAACUUCCAGGAGGAUUUGCAUCAUCCGGAAUCCUUACAAAAUGCGAUCCAUGCAGGUGGCGCUGUGACGUGCUUCGUUUUCGGUGUGGUCUAUGGCUAUUUCCACAGUCGCAUCUCCUAUGCACUGUCUACCGAGUUCUGGUCAAGGGCUAUGGCUGUGCUGCGCUUCACCCUUACAGCCCUGACCGGCAUUUUCCUCGUCAUAACCUUGGGUUUGGCGAGUGUAGCUUUUGAAGAAUUCAACGGAACAUUUGCUGAGCACAUGCAAUGGAGGCCGGAAGACAAGGGCUAUGAUAUCCACAUCAUCAGUGCGAUUGCGGAGUAUUUAAUGAGCCUGACGUACGUGAUCUUCAUCCUCACGUACUACGACGAGCUGAGGACGAUCAAGCAAAUACGAGAUCUAUUCUGUCCGGCAAAAUCCAAGAUGUCGCCGACCGACUACAGCAAGUGAUGUCUUUGAUGAAACAUUCACGUGCAAGAAUUAUGAAGUUUUAACAUGAAAACUAAAUUAAUUGUUUUUCAAGACUAAAGCUUUGUAAAAGCUUUUGAGUGUUUCGUAGGACGAUUAGCUAAAAACCUCGUACCGGACUUAAUGUAUUUUUAACGUUGUUUUUCAUAGUAACAUCUGGGUGGGAAAAUUGCUUCCUGUGUCCCAAUUUGAUAUUGUAUACUUGGUGAUUUUAUUUCUAACGUGUAGUACGUGUUUAAACGCUCAAUAUGAAUUAUAACGCCCACUCCUCCAAAAACAAAAUCCAACCAAAACAAACUACAAGUGGUUACAAAACACCCCCCCCCCCCGACUGACCAAUGGCCAUGUUCUUCAUUACAAUGUAUUAACAUAUAAUUGAAUAAAAGUCCUUAAAUUAUAAUAUAAUGAAUUUGUCAUCAAAUAA